CAGAUGUACCAGGCCUGGAGAAUCCAAUGUUAGUGGAGAGAUUGCAGAGCAGCGUUCAACUACACUUGAAUGAGUAUGUGGCUGCAAAACAUCCGUAUGAUCAACUCCGCUUUGCUCGUAUCUUACUCAGUCUGCCACCACUACGCAACAUCAAAGCCCAAGUGGUCACGCAGCUAUUCUUUCGUGACAUCAUAGGCAAUGUCGCAAUGGAGGACUUGUUAACUCAGAUGCUACAAGGGUAGAUGAUGGUCAUGAUAUCUCCACUCUUUACUGGUGAUCUUAGAAAAGCAUAAUAUCUGCUCAGUUACUGUUCAUGACUUCCGGGAGUGGAUGCAUAGACUUCGUACCAACCAAUCCUUUGAUUUACCUCUUUAGAUUGGUUGAUCUGAAGACUGAUGUUCUCUGAGCCGUGGGUUUGCGAACCAGCAUUUGUCUGCUAAUACAACUCGUAUCUAGAUUGCUAGAUCUUGUUGAGCAAUACCAUGGCCCAGAGUUUGCCAAGAUAGUAGGGUUAAUGGUGUUUUUGUUCUUGGCCUGGUGUUUUAAAUGGAAAGAGAAAAAAAAAACUUUCCAGCUUGUUUGCAUUAAUAUUUAUAAUUGUACAAAGAAAGAAUAUCAAUCAAGUUACCUUUAAUAUCUCUCCAGUCUUGAUGGAAGUUCCUAAAUAAAAUCUUCUAGAGAUGAAAAAAAUAGGAGAGAAAAUUUAGAUGGAGAGGGGCAAAAGCGAGUUUUAAAGAUAUCGUCUCAUUCUUGUUCGUGUAUAUAGCUAUAACAAGAAGUGUUCGAGUUGUACAAAGAUAAAAUGGAUAUUUAAAUUGUUUGCCUCCAUUCUUCCCUUCUGUGGUGGAAAUAAUUUUGUUUAGAUAAAUUAAACUACAAAGUUUUAAGCCAAGCACCUUUGUUAAAGUUUGUUGUCAAAUCUAUGUAUUGUUAAAUCCAGGAGAAUAUGUUUUUGUUAUUAUGGGUACAUUUUUUAUCCACAAAUUUCCAAUGGUUCUCUGUUAAUAAUAGUUUAUUGUGAAAUUGAGACUAGGAGAAUAUGCAUGAUUUAAAUGUCUAAACAGUCUUGAAACAUAAACUACAACACCAAAUUAUUGUAAAUUGGUGCAGUAUAUUAAUAGACAUUAGAAAUCUUCUCUACAGAAUGUUUAUGUUUUUAUUAAGAUUUUUGUUGAGUUUUAUUCAAUUGAUAAUUAUGCUUAUUCCCAUCCAAACCCUUUCCUUAAGUGGAAUAUACACCGCCAGCACUGAAAUACAACCAACUGAAAUAAUAUUAUGGGGAUAUGUGACGUUUUUGUUGAUUGUCAACUGAAUCAAAACGUUUUAUAUUUUUAAAGUUUAAAAUUCAUUUUGAAGAAUAGAAAUUUAAUGCCAUGCAACAUUUUAAAGCAAUAUUUAAUUUGAAAAUCUAAAUAAAAUAAUAUUUUACCACAAAUCCUGAAACUACUAUAAUUUUUACUAAAUUUCCAAAUUCAUAUGUAAUGUUUCUGUUUACCAGAUGAUAUAACAGAAAAAACAAAGAUUUUAACUUAUACUUAAUUUCCUUUAUAUAUUAUGUUCACACUAUGUUGGCAUUAACAAAUUUCAAAAUUGGUACAUAUGUUGUUUUUGUUAGACUUGAAAUCUAUAGUAAACAUUUGUUUCAAAUGAUUUAAGAAGAAAUAAAAAUUAUAUUAAAAUCUCCAAAAACAAUUUUUGUUUGCUUUAGCAACCUUGGAAUAUAAACAUUUUGUUUACUUUUAAAUUAGGUCAAACUAACCCCUGUAGUUGUUUUUUCUGGAUGCCAAUAUUGUCAAUGCCGAAGAGUUCUAAAAUUAGUAAAAAUCAAUGGCAAUUAAUCCAACUAGGAUAAUAAUUUUGUUUGUCUGUUUGGCGAGUAUAUCUGUAUGGCAAAUGACGGUAAAAUUAAUUUAUGUAUUUCAAACAGACAUUACAUCCGCCCCCAUCAUUCCACCACAAUUAAGACUAAUAACAUUAAUUUACUUUAAAAUAUUGAUCUGAAAUGGGUGCUGUGGAGAUAUUGUAAACAGAAGAUGGAGAAAAUAUUUAUUGAAGUCACAGAAAUCCUUUCCUUAAAAAAAAGGCAAUUUCUGAACAACAAACCAGUAAAUUUGAAAUAUUUUAAUAUCUAGUCAUGUUUCUGACAGUUUAUUCUGUUCAAAACAUUACUUAAAUUUUGUAAACUUUUUAAAAGGGUUUUUUUUUUCCCAGACUAGGGCUAAGAAUGUUUCCUGCUAAAAUAUACAAUAAUAAUCAGAAAGAAAAAUUGAAAAUAGUUGCGUGUACCUCUGUUGAAGCCUUUUAAUUUCCCCCCAACUCGUAUGUUUUAAUUGAUGAAUCUUAUGGAAAGCUUGUCUAUAUAUAAGGUAUAAAGCCCUUCUUAUUUUAUUAAGACUUAUUAUUCGUCGUGACAGCUGGUUCAUUUUUGUUGUGUGUGUGUGUUCUAUUUAAAUUAAAGCGAACUAGCUUUGGCGUGUCAUUUUCUUUCUGUGCAGUUAAUUUAAACCGUAGGUCCGUGUGUUGUUUAAUUGUUGUGUUAUACUUUGAGGAAACUAGAUCGACUGUACACUGUACAAAGAAAGUUGUAUAAAGUAAUGGCUGGCCCAGAUUAUGGUUUGGGUGUUUUACUCUGUGCAUUAUAUAAUAUAGAAACAAUUUGAGAAUGUGAUUGAUAAAGUAAUGAGCGAGAGAAAAGAAUUACAUUAUUGAAGUUGUAUAGAACAUCUUUUAUUUGAGAAAAAAAUAAAAAUAAAUCAUAAACAAAAGUA
Molecule: messenger RNA, 2768 nt
Organism: Anneissia japonica
Lineage: Eukaryota; Metazoa; Echinodermata; Crinoidea; Comatulida; Comatulidae
Product: nuclear receptor subfamily 0 group B member 1-like
Biological process (GO): negative regulation of transcription by RNA polymerase II
Cellular component (GO): nucleus; cytoplasm
Molecular function (GO): transcription corepressor activity; transcription factor binding
Source: RefSeq, a predicted model, not a curated record